Molecule: messenger RNA, 1428 nt
Organism: Boleophthalmus pectinirostris (great blue-spotted mudskipper)
Lineage: Eukaryota; Metazoa; Chordata; Actinopteri; Gobiiformes; Gobiidae
Gene: gpr83
Product: G protein-coupled receptor 83
Exons: 4
Coding region: 1-1428 (475 amino acids)
Biological process (GO): neuropeptide signaling pathway
Cellular component (GO): membrane
Molecular function (GO): neuropeptide Y receptor activity
Source: RefSeq, a predicted model, not a curated record
AUGACUUCGAAGGGUCUUGGAAUAGGCCUACUUACGCUCUUUUGGCUUGGGACAGGAGGGAGCGCACUUAAAAACAACUCACUUUUGGAAGACCGGAUAUUUUCUUACCCAGAGAACCUGUUAAACGCGUCUUCUGUGCACGCGCAUAACCGCACUUCAGGCUUUUUCUUGCUGGACUUGGAUGAGGAUUUGUUGGAAGACUGGCGCACUCUGGCCUCAAGCAGGACGCGCGGCGGGGAGUCUCAGGGGGGGUGCGUCAAAGCGCUUCUCGUGGCCGCGUACUCCCUCAUUAUCGUCAUUUCGCUGUUUGGGAAUACGCUCGUGUGCCAUGUGGUGGUCAAAAACAAGCGCGCGCAAUCCUCCACCAGUCUCUUCAUAAUGAACCUGGCCAUAGCGGAUAUUUUUAUCACGGUGCUCAACACCCCCUUCACUCUGGUACGCUUUGUGUACAGCACCUGGGUUUUCGGAAGAGCCAUGUGCCAUAUCAGUCGAUUCGUGCAGUAUUGCUCUCUGCAUGUGUCCACGCUCACCCUGACUGCCAUCGCUCUCGACAGAAGGCAGGUGAUUCUGCACCCUCUUCGUCCGCGGAUGUCUCUGACACAGGGGGGCUGCUGGGUGGCCGUCAUCUGGAUAAUGGGAAGCUGCUUCUCGCUUCCACACGCCAUCUACCAACAACUCCUGACCUUUACUUACAGUGAAGAAAAGGAGCGCAGUCUGUGUGUGCCAGAUUUCCCAGAGCCUUCAGAUGUUUACUGGCAGUACAUUGACCUUUUGACCUUCGUGCUCUUGUACAUGCUCCCUCUCCUCAUCAUCACCAUCUCCUACACCACCGUGGCGAGACGUCUUUGGCGCCAUAAUGCAAUUGGUGACACGACCACUGCUCAGCACGCCACCCAGAGGAAAAAGAGGAGACGGACCCUCGCUAUGCUGCUCCUAGUGGUGGGAGUGUUUGCAGUCUGCUGGUUUCCUCUUAACUGCUAUGUGGUGCUUUUGUCCAGCCAGGCUAUCCAGUCAUCCAACGUGUUAUAUUUCUGUUUUCACUGGCUAGCAAUGAGCUCCACCUGCUACAAUCCAUUCAUCUACUGUUGUUUAAACCCCACAUUUCGUCAGGAGCUGCAGUUGCUUUUGGAUAUGUGUAAACGCAGGAGGCCGGUGGUGGGGCUGGAGCCGGAGAGUCGCCCGGUGGAGAUAAUUCCCCCUUGUCGUAGAACAGCCUGGCCCGAUAAUGACUCGUCCAGGUCCAGAGCGGUGCAGUCCCACGCAGCUCACAGCUCCUUACAGCAAAGCCACGCCUCCACAAGCCACUCCCACAAUGCCAAGGAAACGCACGUGGUGUUCAGCGCCAGGGAGGUGCUCCCAGGCCGAACAGAUGUGCUCUCUGUGGAGCCCAUUGUAGCUGUCAGCUGGCUGCAGAAACCCAAUUUAUAG